Molecule: messenger RNA, 639 nt
Organism: Centrocercus urophasianus (Greater sage-grouse)
Lineage: Eukaryota; Metazoa; Chordata; Aves; Galliformes; Phasianidae
Gene: NDUFB3
Product: NADH:ubiquinone oxidoreductase subunit B3
Exons: 4
Coding region: 246-542 (98 amino acids)
Biological process (GO): mitochondrial respiratory chain complex I assembly; electron transport chain
Cellular component (GO): mitochondrion
Source: RefSeq, a predicted model, not a curated record
CUGACUUCCGCUUCCGGGCAGCCGCGGUGUCCUGGCGGAGGGUCGCGGAGCGGGCAGAGGCAACCCUGGAGAAUGAUCUGGAGAAGAAGAGGCCCAGGGGAGACCUUAGUGCUCCCUACAGCUGCCUGAAGGGAAGCUGUGCUGAGGUGGGGGUCAGCCUCUUCUCCCAUGAUAUCGGUACUUCCGAGCAUUUGGAGAACAAGCUGAUGCUCCCUGAGAACUGAAAUUCAUCUUUGGUUGUAGGUAUGGGGCAUGGAGGUGAACAUGGCCAUGGCCAUGGCCGAACAGAACUGCCCGACUACAGGCAGUGGAAGAUAGAGGGUACUCCACUUGAGGAGGUCCAAAGGAGGUUGGCCAAACGGGGUCUCAGGGAUCCAUGGGCUCGUAAUGAAGCCUGGAGGUACAUGGGUGGCUAUGCAAAACCUGCCACUUUAACAGAAGUCUUUACCAGGGGACUCAAGUGGGGAUUUGCAGCUUUUGUCGUUGCUCUUGGCAUUGAGUAUGCCCUGUUUCCCCCGAAGAAGAAUGGAGGACAUCACUGAAGAUCAAAUACAACAGUUCUUUUCAUUACUAAAAUGUACAAAAGCCUGCUGCCCACUGUGCUUAUAAUGCACAUAUUAAAGUCUAUCACAGGUAAAA